Messenger RNA from Botrytis deweyae, 894 nucleotides. RefSeq lists its product as uncharacterized. NCBI's taxonomy places the organism in Eukaryota, Fungi, Ascomycota, Leotiomycetes, Helotiales, Sclerotiniaceae. The coding region runs from base 1 to 894 and encodes 297 amino acids. The record is from RefSeq and is a predicted model, not a curated record. Gene Ontology annotation, molecular function: hydrolase activity. The transcript has a single exon.
AUGAUGGUACAACCUUCCGUCGUCAAUAAAAUUCGAUCCCUCUUUACCAAACAGCAGUCUGCGCCAAAUUUCCAGGUUCUGUCUGAUCUACAUCUGGAAUUGUGCUCACAAUAUCACACGUUUUCGAUCGCACCUGUGGCACCCUAUCUCAUUUUAGCGGGAGAUAUUGGGCGUCUUAUUGAUUAUGAGGGCUACCUAGCAUUUCUUGCAAAGCAGACCGCGCAAUUCGAAAAGGUUUUCCUAGUUCUUGGAAAUCACGAGUUUUACCACCUCUCACACAAUAGCGCUUUGGAACAAGCCCAAAGACUCGAGAAUGAAGCAGUCUUGAACGGUAAACUAGUUUUGUGUCAUCAGAAACGAUGGGACAUUGACCUUGGGGAUUCACAGACCACAAUCCUGGGUUGUACACUUUGGUCUAAAAUCGAUGGUGGCGCAAGAGAGGCAGUUCAAACGAGAAUAAAAGAUCUCCAAAAGAUAGAUGAAUGGUCGAUUGAUGAUCAUAACACUGCACAUAUAUCUGAUCUGACAUGGCUUUUCAACCAAGUUAGGAACAUUCAGAACCAAAACAAAUAUAGGGCCGAGGGAGAACCGGGAAGGAAGAUAUUGGUGGUCACACAUCAUGCGCCAACGAUAGUUGGUACAUCUAGUCCAAAGAACUCUAAUAAUCCUUGGGGUUCAGCAUUUGCUACUGAGCUUCUUGGGGAUUCAAGUAUGAGCUGGGUUGAUGUUAAAGUAUGGGUUUUUGGACAUACACAUUUUACAACGGACUUUGAGAAAGAUGGUAUACGAGUCUUGAGCAACCAGAGAGGUUAUGUACCUCCAGGAAAUGAACGAAAGAAAGAUGAGAAAUUUGAGGAAACCGCGUUUGAUCCGAAGAGAGUAUUCGGUAUCUAA